Fonsecaea nubica is the source of this 1002-nucleotide messenger RNA. RefSeq lists its product as hypothetical. The record is from RefSeq and is a predicted model, not a curated record. Lineage: Eukaryota; Fungi; Ascomycota; Eurotiomycetes; Chaetothyriales; Herpotrichiellaceae. The coding region runs from base 1 to 1002 and encodes 333 amino acids. Gene Ontology annotation, molecular function: methyltransferase activity. The transcript is spliced from 2 exons.
AUGUGCCACACAAUCACUGACGACCAGCACCACGAGCCAGAUUUGGAAGCAGAUUCUGACCCCAGUGAUGGAGAUUCAGGCUACGGCGGCUCUGUUGCAGGGUCCUGGUCAGCUUCGUUAGCAAGCUCGGUUCUCAACUACCGGUAUGAGAAUGGCCGGCGGUACCACGCCUAUCGCGAAGGCCAGUAUAUCUUACCCAACGACGAAGAUGAGCAAGCACGGCUAGACAUGCUUCACCACAUCUAUAAACUAAUUCUGGGGGGCUCUUUAUCUCGCGCCCCAUUGAACCAGCCCCAGCGUGUCCUCGACAUGGGCUGUGGCACCGGUCUUUGGUGCAUCGAGUUUGCUGAUGACUUUCCCGGCGCCACCAUCGUUGGUACUGAUCUCAGCCCGAUUCAACCCGGCUGGGUGCCUCCCAAUUGCAAGUUUUAUGUUGACGAUUUCGAAAGCGAAUGGGCGUAUCCUCCCUCGGAGCAUUUCGAUUAUAUUCAUGGGCGGUCACUCUGCGGCAGCGUUGCCGACUGGCCCCGGUUGUUUACCCAGGCUUUGUCUCACUUGAAUCCUGGUGGAUGGAUGGAGAUGCAGGAGUAUCACUGCCACGUGUAUUCCGAUGAUGAUACUCUUGACCAGGCCAUCUAUCUGAAGAAUUGGGUCGAGGAGAUGAACGAAGGGAGCAAGCGAUUCGGCAAGGAACUGAAAACUGCAAACAAAUUGAAGAACUACAUGCAGGAAGCCGGAUUUGUCGACAUCCAUGAGGAGGUAUACAGGUGUCCCAUUGGUCCCUGGGCCAGAGGGAAGAGGUACAAGGAGCUUGGAACAUAUUACCGCGCGCAAUUUGUCGACGCUGUCGAGCCAUUCACAUUGGCCAUGUUCACUAGGAUCUUGGGCUACAGCAUCGACCAAGCCCUGGUCACGAUUCAGCGAGUCAAGCAGGAUUUGGUCAACCCCAGGCUUCAUCUUUAUGUCCAUUUCCACUUUGUGUGGGGAAAGAAGCCUGGAUAA